AAGAAGCCGGAGGCCGGCAGGGGAGGCGGGGGAGAGGCCGGGGAGCGGUGUCCGCCCGCCCGACCGCGAGGGGCGGGGAGCGGGGCGGGCCCUGGGCCUGGCCGGCGCCCGUUCCGGGGGAGGCGCGGUGGAGUCUGGCCCCGCGGGAGAAGACGGCCCAGCGCACCUUUCCCUGGUCUGUCUUGGGUUGGGAGAUGAGCACCCCUUGUGGGGUGGGUGGCAGAGUUGGGGACGGAUGCGGGGAGGCUGGCCCAGCUUCUGGCAGGAUCCAUCCCUGCUCCUGGCCAUUACUGCCAUUGGGGUCACAGUGCUCCUGAUGGCCCUGAAGAGCAGGAACUGGAGGAGGAAAGAUCUUAUCACCUUACAGGACCCUGAAGCCAAGUACCCACUGCCCUUGAUUGAGAAAGAGCAAAUCAGCCACAAUACCCGGAGGUUCCGCUUUGGACUGCCCUCGCCGGACCAUGUCUUAGGGCUUCCUGUAGGUAACUAUGUCCAUCUCUUGGCCAGAAUUGAAAAUGAUUUGGUGGUCAGGGCUUACACGCCUGUCUCCAGUGAUGAUGACCGAGGCUUUGUGGACUUAAUUAUAAAGAUCUACUUAAAAAAUGUACACCCCCAUUAUCCUGAAGGGGGGAAGAUGACUCAGUACCUGGAGAACAUGAAAAUUGGGGACACCAUCCUUUUUCGAGGGCCAAAUGGGCGCCUGUUCUACCAUGGGCCAGGGAAUCUCACAGUCAGACCAGACAAAACAAGCAAGGCUGAAAAAAAACUGGUCCAUCACCUGGGGAUGAUUGCUGGGGGCACAGGCAUCACGCCCAUGCUGCAGCUCAUUCGCCACAUCACCAAGAACCCCAGGGACAGGACCAAGAUGUCCCUCAUCUUUGCCAACCAGACAGAGCAGGAUAUCUUGGUGAGAAAGGAGCUUGAAGAAAUUGCCAAGAUUCACUCAGACCAGUUCCACCUGUGGUACACCCUGGACAGGCCACCUGUGGGCUGGAAGUACAGCUCGGGCUUUGUUACUGCCGACAUGAUCAAGGAGCACCUCCCUCCUCCUGGGAAGUCCACGCUCAUCCUGGUGUGUGGCCCACCCCCCCUGAUCCAGACAGCCGCUCACCCGAACCUGGAGCAGCUGGGUUAUACCAAGGACAUGAUUUUUACCUACUAACACCUCCUGUGCUCUUAGCGAAUUUGCCGGGUCCCUAGCAUCUGUUUAGCUUUACCACGUUAAACUGGGAUGUUUUCAAAAGUGCCUUUCCACACACCCCUGGGCACACACUGCUUCUCCUCUUUCGGAUGUGGGCCUAAGAAGGGCUCAAGGGGCUGGAGACAAAGUGGCCUCUGAGGCCUCCCCGCUUGGAGGCUGGGAAGAGCUCCAUUUCAGUAUCUCACCCCAUGGCUUAGUGAAAUAAACUUAAGUUCAGA
Molecule: messenger RNA, 1419 nt
Organism: Lemur catta (Ring-tailed lemur)
Lineage: Eukaryota; Metazoa; Chordata; Mammalia; Primates; Lemuridae
Product: NADH-cytochrome b5 reductase 2
Exons: 9
Coding region: 236-1162 (308 amino acids)
Cellular component (GO): mitochondrion
Molecular function (GO): FAD binding; oxidoreductase activity
Source: RefSeq, a predicted model, not a curated record